Rotaria sp. Silwood1 is the source of this 6807-nucleotide messenger RNA. Lineage: Eukaryota; Metazoa; Rotifera; Eurotatoria; Philodinida; Philodinidae. The record is from the annotation of a GenBank genome assembly.
AUGGCUGACGAGAUUCAAAAAGUGAAAAAUGACAUAGCUUUAAAUAAUGCAGUAAUAUUUAUUGGUGCAGGUGUAUCUAUGUACACAACCAACGGUGAACAAGAAGUUUCGCAUUGGAAUGGAUUAUUAAAACAUGGUCUUCAACGAUGUUAUCAAUCAGGAUGGAUUAAUGACAAAGAGUUUGAAGAUUUCAAUAACAGAUUCAAGAGUAACACAGUGGAGGUUAAUGAUUUUUUACAUGCUGCUGAUCGAAUUAAAUAUUGUUUCAAACAGCAAAGUGAAGUUAGAAAAGAUAAUGUUUACAAAAUAUGGUUAAUGGAAACAGUAGGAAAACUAUUAGCAAAAAAGCCGGAACUUAUCAAAGCAAUAGGAGAACUAGGUAGUCCAAUUUUAACAACUAAUUAUGAUUCGCUUCUAGAAAAUGUGCUAGAUAGAAGACCAUUAACUUGGAAAAAUUAUUAUAAUGAUGGCUUCAAACAUUCAUUGGAAAAUUUGAAACAUUAUAUACUACAUGUACACGGAUAUUUUCAAGAACCGGACAGUAUGAUUUUCACUAGCGAUGCUUAUAAUCGAUUUUGUAAAAACGAAUUUGGACAAUCAAACUUGAAAGCAUUUCUGCACAAAAAAGCCUUAGUAUUCAUUGGAUACGAUAGCGAAAUGUUUGAUCCUAAAUUAUCGAAUUUAUUAAAAUGGAUAUUUCAUGUAACAGGUGAAAAAUCCUUGUCAAUUUAUAGAAUUAUUUCAUCGAAUACGCAUAAACUAUUUCAUCAAAUAUCAGAUACUUCAUUUUUCGACAAUAUAAAAGAACUUCACUAUGGCAAGACUUCAGAAGAUUUAUUACAAUUCAUAAAAAAUUUCAAAUCAUUUACAUCAUUAGUACGUGAACAUUUAUCAUUUACAGACAAAAAAGAAAUGAUUCGCAAAAAAUAUUUGAAUUAUCUUAUUAAGAAAUAUGGACAUAUAUCAAUACUUGGAAGUUCUAACAAUAAUAUUAGUUUACCACUGCAAAGUGUCUAUGUCGAAUUAAAAUUUGAUCCAACACAUCCAUCGAUUAAAGCAAUGAAAACACUUGAACUUAAUGAAGAAUUUAAGCGUAAACUUUUAUCUCAUGGCUUUUUUGAUACAAAUGAAAUGAGAAAACUGAAUAGAGCUAUUAUGGAACGAAGUACAUCUAAUCCAGAAACAAUAUAUCAAGAUUUCAUGAUAGAUCAAUGGUUAAAUGUUCUGUUAAGUAACAAAGAUAUAUUUACCCAAAAUGAAGUAACUGCUAUUAAAAAUAAGGUGAAUCGACUGAAGCGAAGUGUUUUGACAAAAAAUAGUUUGAAUGAAGCAAAACAAUAUCAAAUUCAACAAGCAUACAAUAAAUUUAGACAUUUUGUAAUUCUUGGUCAUCCUGGUUCAGGCAAAACUACUUUAUCGAAAUGGUUAGUAAUGAACAUGGCUAAACAAUGCUUAGGUGAGAAAAACAUGUUAUUUGAUAAUACUUGUGAUUUAAAAGAAAAAAUACCAAUUCUUAUUCCAAUAUGGAAAUAUGUUGAUCAAUUAAAAGAAUAUCAGAAUAAGCAAAAAAUAACUUUGCUUCAAUUUAUAUAUCAACAUGUUACGCUUGAUUCGACAUUUUUCGAUGAUGAAGAUCGAAAACUAUUAUCAUUUUUCAUUAUGGAAUCAUUAGUACAAGGAAAUAUUUUAGUUAUUUUUGAAGGAUUAGAUGAAGUUCCUGCUCACAUAGAUAGAUCUGAUUUAAUGAAAGAAAUCAAUACAUUAUUAGAACGAGGAAUUGAUUAUGAUGUAAAAUGUGAUAAACUUACUUAUUCAAUUUAUGAACAAAAGGAAAUAAAUAAUACUAAAGAUCUAAAUACUGGAAAUCGUUUUAUUGUAACAAGUCGAAUUGAAGGAAAUUAUUUUGAAGAAAUUAAUUUUUAUAUACCAAGAUUAACUAUUGAAGAUAUGUCUAAUGAUGCUCUCAAAUUAUUUUGCCGUUCAUAUAUGAAAUGUAUUGAAAAUUUUUCCAUGAAAGUAGAAAAACAUGUCAAAAAAAAAAAAGCUAAUCAAUUAUAUAAUAAUAUUACGAAAAAUAAAGAUAUUUUUCAAUUAGCAAUUAAUCCACAAUUAGCUAGUGUCAUUGUUACAAUUUAUUAUCAACAUGAAGAUAGAUUACCAGAGAAAAGAAUUGAUUUAUAUGAAAUAGCUAUUGGACAAAUGAUAGAACGAUUAAUCACAUCUGAUAUUAAUUCUCCAACGCAUUAUGUAAGUCAAGAGUUUGGAUUAAAUAGUAUCAUACUAUGGUCAAUAAUGCAAGAAAUAGCUGAAUAUUUACAUAGUAAAACUGAAGGAUUAUCAGAGAAUAUUUUAAAAGAGAUAAUAAGAGUAUGUUUAAUAGAUUAUCAAAAUCAAUUAUUGAGGAAUCAAAAAAUACAUGUUGAUGAUUUAAUUUCAAAACUUGUGGAUAUUUUUAAAUAUCAAGCAGGUUUACUCAAUGAAUUUGGUCAUAAUAGUUUUCGAUUUAUACAUCGUACAUUUCAAGAAUAUCUUGCAGCUAAAAGUAUUAUCUAUUCUUAUGGAAAUCAACGAUCUGAAGAUAUGAUUUAUGAACAUAUCAAAAAUAAAAUUGGUAUUCCUAAUUGGAGAGUACCUCUAAGUAUGACAUUUGGAAUAUUAAGUAAAUCUGUUCAGAAUAAUGGAAUAUUUAAUAAUAUUGUUACAAGAUUAUUAAAGGCUGAACAAGCUUCAUCCAAUACACAAUCUUCUACAGUUCUAAUACCAUUUGUUCUUAUUGAUUCAUUAAAUGAUAUGUCCUUUUUAUCAAAAGAAACAGAAUAUGAAUUGAUUCGAAAACUAGCAGAUGUGCUUUUAUUUGAUUAUAAAAAUAUGUCUGAUUUUUCAAGAUUAAAAGCACAUCAAGAACUAAUUCAUUCAUAUUUCUUGAAAUUGAAAAUAAAAUAUGAUAAUAUACUGGCAGAAUGGUUUAUUGAAAAAAUAAAUCAUGAACAAAACAUUGCUGCAUGUGCCAACAUCAUCUAUAAACUUAAGUGGUAUAAUCCAAUAUUUCAUGAAAUAUUUUUAAAAAAUUUACACAAUGAUUCUAAUAAUUGGAAUUGGCCAAUCGAUUCACUUUUAAGAUUUUAUUCCAGUGAAAUUAAAGAUGAAGCUGUUUUAGUACAAUUAAAAUUCAAAGAUACACUCAAUAAACAUCCAGAAAUUAUCGAACAUAUUGUAAAGAACAAUGAUUGGUUAUGUUUAAUUACAACUCUUUAUGGAGGAUAUAGAAAUUAUAAUACUCCAACAACUAUAUCUGAAUAUUAUGAAAUUUCUCAAUUUCUUCAGUUAAGUGACAAUGAACGGACUCCAUUUAUCUUUUAUUACCAAGAAGUUUGGGGUAGAGAUGAUCCAGCUUAUCGAAUGGCUGUCUAUCUUGAUACAGAGGUACCUAAGGAACGAUGGGAUAAGAAGCCAAUAUUUGACAAAAAUGACAUCUACAAAGAAUCAUUUCUGACAAAUCAAAUACUCAAUUUACUCUCACAGAACAAACCUGCUAAUAGUUUAAUAGAGCAAUUGCAAAAAGAAAUAAGCAAUCAAAACUUAAGCACAAGCGAAAAAACGGAAGCAUUAAUUGUGUUAGUAGCCUUAGGAAAUUACGAUUUUAUAAAUAGUAUUAUAAACGAAGGUGAAGAAACUAUGAUAAAAAUCUUAGAAAACAGAAUACAACAAUUAAUUUCUAUUUUAAAAGAUCCAGUCGCAAGAUGGUCUUCAUAUAUAGCAAAAUAUUUACUUAGAAUUUAUAAUGACAUGAACAUCAAUCGAGUGAAAUACAAUCUUAGUUUUUCCGAUUAUUGCAAAAUAUAUUUAUCAUUCAUAGUUAAUAGUGGAGGAUUACCAGUUGAUACUCAAACACUAGCUGAAGCUAUCGAUAGUAUUGAAGAUAAAUGCUAUCUGUAUGCAGAAUAUUUUGCCUUUAAAUUCACUGGUUCCUCUGAUGAUUUCCGAUACAAUAUUGCUGUCAUAGCAGAUAAAUUUGCUGCAACAGGAAAAACUGAUGAACUUAUAAAAUCAUUUUUAAAAAUUAAUGAUACCAUUCAGAUUUAUAGACCAAUUCGAUCAUAUUCAUGGGUCACAGAUAUAUUUACUUUCAAGUUAAACAACGAAAAUGAUAUCCCAAUAGCAUUUUUCGAUUGUUUAGAGAACAUUAAUAUAAAUGUACCAUAUGUAGUGGAUAGUAUUUCUAAUGUUUUCUUCAACGAAGGAUAUUUCGAUAAAAAUUCUGAAUUGAUUCCAUUAGUGAUAUUGUUACAUUUUGGAAUAAUGUCAACAGACUUAGAUAGAUUUAAGAUCUACAAAAUUUUGCUACCUGAAUUAGUUGAACAGUUAGAUAUCAAAGAUUUUUUAUUUGAGAAAAUUCAAUCAAUGUACAAUCCUUAUUAUAAAUCAAGAGCAUUAUAUCAGUUAGCUGAAUUUUAUGAUGAAAAAAGUUAUGAACUCUUAAAUGAAUCUUUUAUAUUAACAAAGAAUAUUCAAGAUCCAAUUUUAAAGUUUCAAGUUUUGGAAAAAAUUUUUAAUAUUGUUCAUUAUAAGGAAGUAGAACACAAAUUAUUUAUUCAACAAAUAGUUAAUGAAUUAAUUUUAACAUUUGACAAUAUUGCAGAUGUUUAUAAUCGAAUUAUUGCAUCGAUAAAAUUAUCAUUUUAUGGAUCAGGAGAAUUUCGAAAAAAAUAUUUAACUAUUGCAAUAGAUACACUUCUUAUCUUGGAAGAAGAUGAUAAUAAAAUCAAACUUAUUAUUAAAUUACAAUUAUUAACUCGAAUUUAUGAUGAUCUUCAAAUUAAAUUGACUAGAAUUAUAGAAACUCUUCAAAAUAAAAUGUAUACUUAUUUUGUUAAUUCUUAUUAUGGAAGAAUAUUAUUUCAUGAAAAAUUGCAUGUUGAUACGUCUAAAUUAAAUUUAGAUAUAAGUCAAAACUUACAAACCAAGAAUGAUAAUAUUCAAAAUUAUGCUGAACUUGAAUCUUUAUUCUUACUGUUUGCACAAUUGAAUGAUAUCAAACUAUUAAUAAAUAAAACAGAAAACAUAGAUCAAUUAUGGAUUAAUCUUUUAAAAGACAUUGAUAACCAAUCGAAUAUUGAAAAGAUAUUAAACAUUAGUUUACAUAAUGAAAUAUUUUUGACACCACAAAUAGCAAUUAUUAUAGAUGAAUUGGUACGAAAAGAUAAAGUAGAUACGAUUUCAAUUCUUUUUCCAUAUAUUAUAAAACCAUCAAAUGAAGUAUUACCAGUUGUUCAAAGAUGGUUUACGGAUUAUAAUAACAAUAAUCCAAUCAAACGAUUGGCAGCACUCUUACUGGCAGAAGUAAAACAUAUUUUUGAGCCUGCAGUUGAUACAAUUCUAGAUUUAUUAAAAAGUGAUAAUGAUCAAAUGAGAUAUAGAGCUCAACGAAUUUUUCAACAUCCAGAAAGAGAUGUCAGUGAACCUAGUAAGAGAAUAUCUGUCAUUGGUGAAAAAACCUUAAGAAAAAUUCUUCAAGAUGCAUGGAUUAAAGAAUCUCUUCCAAAUGUUCGUACCUAUCUUGGUACUUUUUUCCUUGACGUACUAUGGGAUGAUCCCACAGUUUUUCGAAACUUAUAUGAAAGUGUUGAGCAAUCAAGACAGAUAAACUCUGUUGGUAGAACAAGAUUUGUUUUUGAUAAGAUCCAAUUUAUAAAUGAUCAUACUUGGAAUUCUAUAAUGCGAUCAUUAGAAUUAUCAUCACAUCCGCGGUAUGUGGAAGAACUACUUCAUUCAACGAUGCGUUUAAUCAGACGUUCUCAAAUUAAACAAAAUGAUUGGGUGAACUUUGCGAGAGUUUUAUCAAUUACAGACACCAAUGAAUUUGAGGAAAAGUUAUAUUUUAUACAUACAGAUGUGGAAAAUAUACAAUUUAUUCUUGAUGAAAUUUGUGCCUCAACACAUACUAUUGAUGAAACAUAUUUGGAAAAUCUUGAAUCAAAAUUAAUCAGUCAGAGAACCAUCAAUGUUGAAGAACUUUCACGAUGUAGUUAUGAUGAAAUCAAGCAUAUAGGUCGCUGUAAUUUUACUGUUUCAGUUGAUUUGAAUAAAACAAUACUAAAUAUGUUAAAUAAUACGUCGAUAAAUAUUGUUCUAAUGGAAAAUUUAAUUAAAUGGUUAUUACAAAAAAUGGCUAGUUUUAAUGAUAUUAAUGAUACUGCGUUCUCAUUGAUAUUAUGUGAAAAUCUAUUAUCAUUAGUAUCUGCUUGUGCUCAGAAGGAAGACUAUUUGUAUCGAAAAAUAACAAACUCUCAAAACUUCAAUAAGAUUCAAAUGAUUAAACUUUUAGAAAAAAUGCUUAAUAAUCAUCCAUUUUUUCCAGCAAGAGGCAACGCUUUUAUAUUACUUUCAGUACUGAACCAAUCUGAUCAUAAAGUAAUUGUAAAUGCUAUGAAUACAUUACUGGAUGAAAAUCUUGUAAAAGAAUAUUCUGUGAUUGGAAUUCCUCUAAUACAUUUAUCAGCAGAUGAAUAUAUUAAUGAUUUAUUGGAAUCAUUAAAAAACGAAAGUGCCAUAAAAGCUUAUGAAAUACUCAAAAUUUUAACAGAAUUUACUUUACAUGAAAAAAUAAAUGCAAGCAAUAAAUCAAAAAUUAUAAAUUAUUUAGCAAAAGAAAUAGAACAAUUAAAAUCGAAAAAGCCUAUUAAUUAUUACUAUACAGAUAUUAAAAUUCCUUUUACAACAACAUUGGAAAAUGAAUUAUAUAAAGCAUGGAUUAAAAUACAAGGACUCUCUGGUAAAACACAAUAUUCUAUUAAGAUUGAAGAAUGA